Saccostrea cuccullata (small rock oyster) is the source of this 1597-nucleotide messenger RNA. RefSeq names its product probable serine carboxypeptidase CPVL. Gene Ontology annotation, molecular function: serine-type carboxypeptidase activity. The transcript has 13 exons. Gene Ontology annotation, biological process: proteolysis. Lineage: Eukaryota; Metazoa; Mollusca; Bivalvia; Ostreida; Ostreidae. The record is from RefSeq and is a predicted model, not a curated record. The coding region runs from base 103 to 1533 and encodes 476 amino acids.
AUGUGUGUGUUUUAAAUUCAGUAUAAUUGUCAAAUAAAAAAAAAAAAAUUACAGAUCGAAUGUGCCUAGGAAUGAAUUAGCAAAGUCAUCAAAACACGAAAGAUGUCAAUAUUCAGGUAUACCCUCCCUGUUUUCUUCCUCUGCCUGACACAACAGAUUCUAGCCAGGAGCGGACUAAGGGGGGUGUUUCCAGACAAAUAUCCUCCCAUGCUACAGAAUGGAAUAGACCCCGGCAGUCCACUAUUCCUGACUCCAUAUGUCGAGAAAGGACAAUUUGAUAUGGCUCAGAAGCUGAGUAGAGUGGGGCCGUUAGAUGGAACAAAUCUGGAGAGCUUUGCAGGAUUUUUCACCGUAAACAAAACCACCAAUAGCAACAUGUUCUUCUGGUUUUUCCCUGCUCAGACAAAUCCAGAGACAGCACCAGUGGUUCUCUGGUUACAAGGUGGCCCCGGUGGUUCCUCAUUGUUUGGGUUGUUCGUUGAAAACGGUCCAAUCAUGGUGGACAAAGAUAUCAAGUUGAGUAACAGAAAAAUGACAUGGAACACAAAGUACUCCAUGCUCUACAUUGACAACCCAGUAGGGACGGGCUUCAGUUUUACAGGUAAAGAUGAGGGAUAUGCUACCAACGAACAGGAUGUUGCCAGAGAUUUGUACAGCUGCCUGACACAGUUUUUCCAAGUCUUUCACCAGUUCCAGAAAAAUGACUUUUAUGCCACUGGAGAGUCCUAUGCUGGUAAAUAUGUCCCUGCCAUUUCAUACAAGAUUCACAUGGAAAAUCCACAGGCAAAGACUAAAAUCAACUUCAAAGGCAUGGCAAUAGGUGAUGGUCUCUGUGACCCAGAAACAAUGAUGGGUCAAUAUGCCACUUUUAUGUACAGUAUUGGAUUACUGGAUGAAAAACAAAGGGCUUACUUCCAAGGCAUGACGGAUAAAGCUACCAUUUACAUCAGGGGAAAGAAUUUUAAAGCAGCCUUUGAUAUAUUUGACACGCUUUUGAAUGGUGAUCUAACUCCAAAUGCGCCAUACUUUUACAAUGUUUCUAACAUUCAUAAUUACUACAACUUUUUACUGACUGAGGAGCCAGAAGAGUUUAAUUAUUACGGAAAUUACGUGGCCAAGCCUGAGGUACGGGCAGCAAUCCACGUGGGUAACCUGACCUAUAACAGCGGUACACAGGUAGAAAUGCACCUCAUCAACGACGUCAUGGAUACUGUCAAACCGUGGAUCAUACCCAUCAUGGAAAAUUAUAAGGUUAUGUUCUACAACGGUCAGUUGGAUAUCAUAAUUCCUGUACCGAUGACGGAGUUCUUCCUGCUAUCCAUUGAUUGGUCAGGAAAGGACAUGUACAGGACCACAGACAGGUUAAUCUGGAGGAUAAAUCCCGACGACAAAGAGGUGGCAGGUUACGUCAGGCAGGUCAAGAACUUCUACCAGGUGAUUGUACGGAAUGCUGGACAUAUACUACCGUAUGACCAACCAGAGCGAGGCUACGAUAUGAUACAAAGAUUUAUAGAAAAUAAGAGAUUUUCAUAAAAAAAAUGGCCAUAAAUUAAUUAUGUUAUCUUUAUUUUUAUUAUAAAAUUUUAUAUAUUUAUAA